Molecule: messenger RNA, 4351 nt
Organism: Sus scrofa (pig)
Lineage: Eukaryota; Metazoa; Chordata; Mammalia; Artiodactyla; Suidae
Gene: FZD4
Product: frizzled class receptor 4
Biological process (GO): canonical Wnt signaling pathway; retina vasculature morphogenesis in camera-type eye; non-canonical Wnt signaling pathway
Cellular component (GO): plasma membrane
Molecular function (GO): Wnt-protein binding; Wnt receptor activity
Source: RefSeq, a predicted model, not a curated record
AUGGCCUGGCGGGGCACAGGGCCGCGCGUCCUGGGGGAGCCCGGGGGCGUCGGUCUCAGUCUGCGGCUGCUGCUGCUGCUGCUGCUCCUGGGGCCAGCACGGGGCUUCGGGGACGAGGAGGAGCGGCGCUGCGACCCCAUCCGCAUCUCCAUGUGCCAGAACCUGGGCUACAACGUGACCAAGAUGCCCAACCUGGUGGGGCACGAGCUGCAGACGGACGCCGAGCUGCAGCUGACAACUUUCACGCCGCUCAUCCAGUACGGCUGCUCCAGCCAGCUGCAGUUCUUCCUUUGCUCGGUGUAUGUGCCAAUGUGCACGGAGAAGGUCAACAUCCCCAUCGGCCCCUGCGGUGGCAUGUGCCUUUCGGUCAAGAGACGCUGCGAGCCCGUCCUGAAGGAAUUCGGAUUCGCCUGGCCGGAGAGCCUGAACUGCAGCAAAUUCCCCCCCCAGAAUGACCACAACCACAUGUGCAUGGAAGGGCCAGGGGACGAGGAGGUGCCCUUACCUCACAAAACCCCCAUCCAGCCCGGGGAAGAGUGCCACUCCGUGGGAACCAACUCCGAGCAGUACAUCUGGGUGAAGAGGAGCCUGAACUGCGUUCUCAAGUGCGGCUACGACGCCGGCCUGUACAGCCGCUCGGCCAAGGAGUUCACAGAUAUCUGGAUGGCCGUGUGGGCCAGCCUGUGCUUCAUCUCCACCGCCUUCACCGUGCUGACCUUCCUGAUCGAUUCGUCCAGGUUUUCCUACCCGGAGCGCCCCAUCAUAUUUCUCAGUAUGUGCUAUAAUAUUUAUAGCAUCGCUUAUAUUGUCAGGCUGACCGUAGGCCGGGAAAGGAUAUCCUGCGAUUUUGAAGAGGCAGCAGAACCUGUUCUCAUCCAAGAAGGACUUAAGAACACAGGAUGUGCAAUCAUUUUCUUGCUGAUGUACUUUUUUGGAAUGGCCAGUUCCAUCUGGUGGGUUAUUCUAACACUCACUUGGUUUUUGGCAGCGGGACUCAAGUGGGGUCAUGAAGCCAUAGAAAUGCACAGCUCUUAUUUCCACAUUGCAGCCUGGGCCAUCCCUGCAGUGAAAACCAUUGUCAUCUUGAUUAUGAGACUGGUGGAUGCGGAUGAACUGACGGGCCUGUGCUACGUGGGGAACCAGAACCUCGAUGCCCUCACGGGCUUUGUGGUGGCGCCCCUCUUCACUUACCUGGUGAUCGGAACUUUGUUCAUUGCUGCGGGCUUGGUGGCCUUGUUCAAGAUCCGGUCGAACCUUCAGAAGGACGGGACAAAGACAGACAAGUUGGAAAGGCUGAUGGUCAAGAUUGGGGUCUUCUCAGUCCUGUACACGGUGCCCGCAACCUGUGUGAUCGCCUGUUAUUUCUAUGAAAUCUCCAACUGGGCGCUCUUCCGGUUUUCUGCAGACGACUCCAAUAUGGCGGUUGAAAUGUUAAAAAUUUUUAUGUCGCUGCUGGUAGGCAUCACUUCAGGCAUGUGGAUUUGGUCUGCCAAAACUCUGCACACGUGGCAGAAGUGUUCCAACAGAUUGGUGAAUUCUGGGAAGGUAAAGAGAGAAAAGCGAGGGAAUGGUUGGGUGAAGCCUGGGAGAGGCAGCGAAACUGUGGUAUAAGGCUAGCUAGCCUCCACGCUUUCCAGAUUUUGAAGGGGGAAUGCCAGCAUUUCAGUGCAAAUGCUACUAAAAGCUUCAUGCAGCGAGUCUCAGUCUGAACAAACUAGCCACACUUCAGUGACCUCUUCCCCCCGCCCCCUCCGCCAACCCACAACCCACCGCUACUCUCCCUCCCCUCUCCCCCCAGCAUCAUAAAACAGAUGAUUUUGCUGCAAACUUUUGGAAUGAUCCAAAAUGGAAAAGCCAGUUAGAGGCUUUCAAAGCUGUGAAAAAUCAAAACAUUGAUCACUUUAGCAGGUCGCAGCUUGGAGCGUGGAGGUCCCGCCUAGAUUCCAGGAGGUCCAGGGCGAUGCUGCUUUUCCCUGCAGGAUGGGAUUUGAGCUGUGAGUAGACAACUUGCAGGGAGAAAGAUUAACUUUUUUAACCCUUUAAAAAUUUAAAUACUAACUGGGUCUUUCAGAUAGCAAAGCAAUCUAUAAACACUGGAAACCCUGGGUUCAGAGAAGUGUUACAAGAGUUUUAUAGUUUGGCUGAUCUAACAUAAACAUUUUCUGCGGUGCACUAUCUGCUGUUUAGAACUCUGGAUUGCUCUCCCAAGAGGUGGUGUCAGAAUCUUUCAGUGCCUUUGUCAUAAAACAGAAUUGUUUGAACAAACAAAAGUACUGUACAAACACACAUAAGGUAUCCAGUGGAUUUUUCUUCUCUCUCUUCCUCUUAAAUUUCAACAGCUCUGCGCUGGGCUGCUGCUGUUUUCCCCCUUUUACGUUAAUGACUCAAAAUAGGUAUUUUUAUAGGAAUUUUUGCACUGCAGCAUGCCUAAUGAGGGGGAAAGGAAGGGCGAUUCACUUUCUGACAAUCACUUAAUUCAGAGGAAAAUGAGAUUUACCAAGUCGACUUACCUUACCCGCCCCAGAGACCUAUUGGUUGAGCCAUGGGGACUUAAUAUAUUUUACUUUGUGUGAUUGCAUCUAUGCAGACGCCAGUCUGGAAGAGCUAAAAUGUUAAGUUUCUUGGCAACUUUGCAUUCACACAGAUUAACUGUGUAAUUUGUGUGUGUCAAUUACAAUUAAAAGCACAUUCUUGGACCAUGACAUAAUAGUUACUCAACUGACUUUAAAACUAUGGUCAGCUUGCAUUCUCAGAAUGAUAGUGCCUUUUUUUUUUUUUUUUUUUUUCCUCUCUCUCUUUAGCAUAAGAAUGUUAUCAGAGUCUGGUCUACUUACCACUGUGGAGAAUUUUUCCAUUUUGUAGAGGGAGCUAAGGACAGCUAAUCCAACUACUUGGUGCAUAAUUGUUUCCUAGUAAUUGGCAAAGGCUCGGUGUAAGAUUUCAUUGGAGGCAGUGUGGCCUGGAGUAUUUAUAUGGUGCUUAAUGAAUCUCCAGAAUGCCAGCCAGAAGCUUGAUUGGUUCGUAGGGAAUAAAGUGUAGACCGUAUGAAAUGAGCUGCAAACUCUAACGGCACAGGUCUUAAUUGCCUCUUGCGGAGGUAUCCAGAGCUUUUAAAAAUUAUGCUUUACGUGCCUCACAAGGGGGUACCCCCUAGCGGCCUCUCCAAAGUUGCAGUCCUUUUAAAAUUGUAACUGGCCUUUCCCCUAACCCGCCUUAGGCCUUCUAAUCACCACAUCUCUGGGACAAAUUGUGGACGAUGUCGAUGUCGCAGGUUGCUGUCCUUGAAGUUCAUACCUGUCUUUGCUUCAGCAACUCCUCUGCGAUGACUCACUCAUUUAUUUAUUCAUGCCCUUCCCUCUGCUCUAAAACAGGUAGGAAAGCGCUCUUACCAAAUUUCUUUGUGGAAAAGUAUUUCCAGGGACCCCAAAUCCCAAAUAGGAGUUCCAGUUCUAGAAAUGAGCAUGGGGUUUUUUUGGUGUGUUUGGGCCUUGCGCCCCCGGUGGAACAUUUGCCUCCUUCUCUUCUCUGUUUGGGCUGGCUUCUCGAGCUGAGAUGAAGGUGCAGGUGAGGUGUGUUGCGUGCUUUGGAAGGGCCAGUCUUGGGGGCUUCAGGUGCAGACACUUAAGUGAGCACGGGUGGCCCCUGCUGUGUGUGCUGAGCCUGGCUGGACUCUGGGGCAGGGCUCCAGGAACAUGAGAAGCGAUCUCCAGAAGGACCAGUUGAACUCCAUCAGAGACCAGGUCGCCUAUGAAAUGUAGCAUGUGACCGGCCUGUGCUGCCUGGAGACGGUUCCCAUAGCUGGCCAGGGCCCCGGAGCCUGCACCCAGGGGCAGAGCCUGCCCUUACUCACGCUCCGCUCCAGUGUCUUGGGAGUUGUGCGGCGACUCCGGCCCAGGAAAGGGGAAGGAGGACCAGGCAGCUGGGUGCUGGCCUGGCUGUUGGCGUGUAGGGCUUCGUGAUGCAGUUCUUGGAAUGUUUCCGUGACUGUGUGACCAAGGCAGCACCUAGCAGCGGGCCAGGCACAGAACGGGUGCUCUACUAGUAAUGAUGAGUUCUUGGGUGGACCCGGACGCCUGAGUUCUGGAGCUUGCUGUGUUGCAACAUGUCCUUUCCGUACAUCUCUCGCCUUCUCAGGGGAAGUAUGUUUGCUCGGAAGUGGCCAUGGGUGCAGACUGGAUGCGUAGCCUUGGCGAUGUCACAGGGUUAUCGGCUGUUCCUUUCACAUUCCAGACCCUGGAGAGUGUUAACGGUUUCAGGAAAGGAGCUUUGUGGCUGAGGCGUCAGUUACCAGUUCCCUUGAAGUGACUCCGUCACCUCUUAAGUUGGUAUCUGUUAAAAAAAAAAAAAAAAA